Molecule: messenger RNA, 975 nt
Organism: Lottia gigantea (owl limpet)
Lineage: Eukaryota; Metazoa; Mollusca; Gastropoda; Lottiidae
Exons: 2
Source: RefSeq, a predicted model, not a curated record
UUACAUCACAGCAUUAUAUACACCAUGCUACUAUUACAUCACAGCUUUAUAUACACAAUGUUUACUAUUACAUCACUGCAUUAUAUACACAAUGUCUUGUAUUACAUCAUAGCUUUAUAUACACCAUGUUUACUAUUACACCAUAGCUUUAUACACACAAUGUCUACUAUUACAUCACAGCUUUAUAUACACAAUGUCUACUAUUACAUCAUAGCUUUAUAUACACCAUGUUUACUAUUACAUCAUAGCUUUAUAUACACCACGCUACUAUUACAUCAUAGCUUAAUAUACACAAUGUCUACUAUUACAUCACAGCUUUAUAUACACCAAGUCUACUAUUACAUCACAGCAUUAUAUACACCAUGUUACUAUUACAUCACAGCUUUAUAUACACCAUCAUUAUAUACACCAUGUCUACUAUUACAUCAUAGCUUUAUAUACACCAUGUCUACUAUUACAUCACAGCUUUAUAUACACAAUGUCUACUAUUACAUCAUAGCUUUAUAUACACCAUGUCUACUAUUACAUCAUAGCUUUAUAUACACCAUGUUUACUAUUACAUCACAGCUUUAUAUACACCAUGUCUACUAUUACAUCAUAGCAUUAUAUACACCAUGUCUACUAUUACAUCACAGCUUUAUAUACACCAUGUCUACUAUUACAUCACAGCUUUAUAUACACCAUGUCUACUAUUACAUCACAGCAUUAUAUACACCAUGUCUACUAUUACAUCACAGCUUUAUAUACACCAUGUUUACUAUUACAUCACAGCUUUAUAUACACCAUGUCUACUAUUACAUCACAGCAUUAUAUACACCAUGUCUACUAUUACAUCACAGCAUUAUAUACACCAUGUCUACUAUUACAUCACAGCUUUAUAUACACCAUGUCUACUAUUACAUCACAGCUUUAUAUACACCAUGUCUACUAUUACAUCAUAGCUUUAUAUACACCAUGUUUACUAUUACAUCAUAG